AUGAGCUCCAAAGGCAAAGGCAAAGCAGAAGAUGGGCCCGCCGCCGCGGCAUCCGAUCUCGACCUGCUCCCAUGGGUCGAAAAGUACCGCCCUGCGAGCCUCGACGACCUCGUCUCGCACAAAGACAUCACAUCGACCAUCCAGAACUUCAUCGACAAGAACCGUCUCCCGCACUUGCUCUUCUACGGUCCACCAGGAACGGGUAAGACAUCUACGAUCCUCGCCAUGGCGCGCAAGAUCUUCGGCCCGCAGUUCCGCAACAGCGUCCUCGAGCUCAAUGCAUCGGACGACAGAGGUAUCGAGGUGGUGAGGGAGCAGAUCAAGAGCUUUGCCAGCACAAAGAGUGUCUUCAGCUCGAAAGGAGGCUUCAAGCUCAUCGUACUGGACGAGGCCGACGCUAUGACUCAGGCUGCGCAAGGCGCGCUUAGGAGAGUGAUCGAGCAGUACACCAAGAACGUGCGCUUUUGCAUCAUCUGCAACUACGUCAACAAGAUCAUCCCUGCGAUCCAGUCGCGCUGCACGCGUUUCCGCUUCAACCCGCUCGAGCUCGACCAAGUCGAGGACCGGCUGAAUCACGUCAUUGAGAACGAGGGGUGCAAGAUCACGCAGGACGGCAAGGAGGCGCUGCUCAAGCUCUCGCGCGGUGACAUGCGUCGAGCGCUCAACGUGCUGCAAGCGUGUCACGCCGCCUCGGACCACAUCGACGAGACGGCGGUCUACAAUUGCACCGGCAACCCGCACCCGCAGGACAUCGAGGCCGUGCUCAAGUCCAUGAUGGAGGACGAGUUCACGACGGCAUACAGGACAGUGUCCGAAUUGAAGACGGCCAAGGGCAUCGCGUUGGCAGAUAUGAUCAGUGGCGUAUACGACUUGUUGGCGACCAUCAAGCUGCCGGCCAAGUCGAGGAUCUACUUGUUGGACCACCUCGCGGAUACUGAACAUCGAUUGAGUACAGGCGGCUCGGAAAAGAUCCAGCUGACCGCUCUGCUCGGAGCUGUCAAAGUCGCUGUAGAGCUCUCACAAGCCAAGUGA
Kalmanozyma brasiliensis GHG001 is the source of this 1032-nucleotide messenger RNA. RefSeq names its product Replication factor C, C-terminal domain protein. Lineage: Eukaryota; Fungi; Basidiomycota; Ustilaginomycetes; Ustilaginales. The transcript has 2 exons. Gene Ontology annotation, biological process: DNA repair; DNA-templated DNA replication. Gene Ontology annotation, molecular function: DNA clamp loader activity; DNA binding; ATP binding. Gene Ontology annotation, cellular component: Elg1 RFC-like complex; Ctf18 RFC-like complex; DNA replication factor C complex. The coding region runs from base 1 to 1032 and encodes 343 amino acids. The record is from RefSeq and is a predicted model, not a curated record.